Molecule: messenger RNA, 2867 nt
Organism: Myotis daubentonii (Daubenton's bat)
Lineage: Eukaryota; Metazoa; Chordata; Mammalia; Chiroptera; Vespertilionidae
Gene: PHAF1
Product: phagophore assembly factor 1
Biological process (GO): Golgi to plasma membrane protein transport
Cellular component (GO): trans-Golgi network; dendrite; synaptic vesicle membrane
Source: RefSeq, a predicted model, not a curated record
CGGCGCGGUGCGCAGAUGUGCGGGUUCACGGAAUAUGGGACUCCUCAUCCCAGACCUUCCAGAUGGUACUGCCAGGCCUCCAGCCCGUCCCGGGCGCUAAUCCGGAGUUUGCGCGUGCGCGACUCCGCCUUAGGCCCCUCCCCUACGAUGGAACCCCGCCCUCGCCACACUUUACGGCCCCGCACGCCACUUUUACGGCAGACGCUGCCGCUGUUGCCGCUGCCCCUACUACCGCGGCUGCUGCUGGUGAGCUCCGGUCCCGUCUGCGCUGCCGCAGGGAGGCCGCCCCGGCCCGGCGAGCCGAACCAAUGCUGGACCUGGAGGUGGUGCCUGAGCGCUCUCUGGGGAACGAGCAAUGGGAAUUCACGCUGGUCUCCUCUAAGCCAUGACCUCAUCCUUAACCUGACUCAGGACGGGAUCAAACUACUGUUUGAUGCUUUCAAUCAGAGACUUAAGGUGAUUGAAGUAUAUGACUUGACCAAAGUAAAGUUAAAAUAUUGUGGAGUACAUUUUAACUCUCAGGCCAUAGCUCCCACCAUUGAGCAGAUUGACCAGUCUUUCGGUGCAACCCAUCCUGGAGUGUACAACUCUGCUGAGCAGCUCUUCCACCUCAACUUCAGAGGACUGUCUUUCUCUUUUCAGUUAGACUCGUGGACAGAGGCUCCCAAGUACGAGCCCAAUUUUGCCCAUGGUCUGGCUUCUCUCCAGAUACCCCACGGAGCAACUGUGAAACGAAUGUACAUCUACAGUGGAAACAGCCUUCAGGACACCAAGGCUCCCGUGAUGCCCCUGAGCUGUUUCCUGGGCAAUGUGUAUGCUGAGAGUGUGGACGUUCUUCGAGAUGGAACUGGACCCUCAGGUUUACGACUUCGCCUACUUGCUGCAGGUUGUGGACCUGGCCUGUUAGCAGAUUCCAAGAUGCGGGUAUUUGAACGUUCAGUGUAUUUUGGUGAUUCUUGCCAAGACGUUCUUAGCAUGCUUGGUUCUCCACACAAAGUCUUCUAUAAAUCAGAAGAUAAGAUGAAAAUUCAUUCUCCUUCCCCCCAUAAACAAGUUCCAUCCAAGUGCAAUGACUACUUUUUUAACUACUUCACUCUCGGAGUGGACAUCCUCUUUGACGCGAACACUCACAAAGUGAAGAAGUUUGUCCUUCACACCAAUUAUCCUGGGCAUUAUAAUUUCAAUAUUUAUCACCGUUGUGAGUUCAAGAUCCCAAUAGCCAUAAAGAAAGAAAAUGCAGAUGGUCAGACAGAAACAUGCACAACCUAUAGCAAGUGGGACAACAUCCAGGAGCUCCUGGGUCACCCUGUGGAGAAGCCGGUUGUCCUUCACAGGUCCUCCUCCCCAAACAACACCAACCCAUUUGGCUCCACAUUCUGCUUUGGUCUUCAGCGGAUGAUCUUUGAGGUUAUGCAGAAUAACCACAUUGCCUCGGUGACCCUGUAUGGCCCCCCCAGGCCUGGUGCCCAUCUGAAAACAGCAGAGCUCCCCUAGGGACAUCACCACCUGUGCCCCUCUCCCCCGUGGAACUGUGCGUCACAUCCUCCUCAGCGGGUCUUCAUGUGCCACCUGUGGGUUUUCUUGGACACCUUGCCAGUGUUGAAGGGCUGUUGUGAUGUUCUGAGAUGAGGCUCAGGCUGGGUGCUCUGCCAUGAGAUGAGAGACCCAGGUAUUAGUCUGUCCGUCCUCAGCCUGCUGGUGCCAACAGGGGACACAGACUGCAAAGAGAAGCACAAACUCUGAGCCUUGAUACCUGAACCCAGGAGCUUUUGGCUAACACUUAAGGAGGCAGGGUUCUGUCUCCUCUAUACCACACACAUUGGAAAACUUGGGACCCUGUGGCUGAGAACGCAGGCACCCAGGACGAGGACAUGGUCCUGCAUUUGGCCCAGCAUUGCCACACGACCCUUAAGGCAAGCAGGUAGCACAUCCUUAGGACUUGGUUGCAACUUUUGCACUACAUCCACUUUAGUUACUUGAUGAGCUGGCUGUUGCCAAGGUGGCCCACCUGCCCUUCCUUGUUCCUUUCUUGCACGCGAUCCCUGCCAGGCCCAGUAGGCACACCCAACUGGUUGAAACAGCUUUCUUCCAUCCAGGUACGUGCCCAGGCCUGGUUCCCACCCUUCUUAGAGCCAGCCUUCAACGUUGCCUCUGCCCCGCUAUGCCCCAACCUGGCUGGCAGGGCUGCAUGUUUCCAUCCUUUUUGCCUCUUUUAUUUAAUGCCAAAGUUUUAGCCAAAGACAUCUUUCUCCUUUGUUGUGUUUCAGCAUUCUGUUCUGCACUGUGGGCUGGCUCCCCUGCCCCAAUCCUGGGCAGUGUCCCCUGGCUGGGCCCAUUCAUGGCUCAGGCUUUGGGGACUCAAGGAGGGCUGAGCUGUUCAGCCUCUUCAUGGGUCUUGCUAAGGAAAGUAGCAUAUGUGCUUUAAAAAUAUUAACCUUUUGAAAAGAAUUGAGAAGAGAAAUGUAUAAUUUUAUCCCAUUUUUAAUAUUUUGGUCUAGCAACUUGUGAUACAUAGAUGACAAUUUUGUGAGUUUUUCAAAUGUGUGUACAGAUUUUUGUAAAUAUGACUUUUGUAAUUAACUCAUGUACAGCCUCAUCCUGUAUAGUUUAACGAUGAAUGUGCAGGGGACCUGCCCCAGGUUCCUAUAUGAUUCCUGGGCCUACAUCCAGGCUUGUGUGGCGCUCUUGUGACUUUGUGACUGACUGGUGUCUUCCCAUUUGGACUGUGGCCUGGCCAGAGACACCACCCAACCCCCACUCCACACAUCCCCACUGUUGGGUCAGCCAGGACUGAUCUCAUCCUCCUGGAAUGGGGGAACCUUCCUCAUGUCCUGCCCACACCUCUCCAAUAAAGACCUAUGCCCUCA